GCAAAAGAAGAGAGAUGUGUAAGAAGAAACCACAAUUGCACCGAGAUUUCCUCUGAGUUCUAGUAUUUACAUUGCCUUUCUUUGUAACACUGCAUUGCUUAAUCAAUUCAUAGCAAUGUUACACUCCCACACACACACUUCUUCAAUCCAGAAUCACCAUUGAUAGACCUCCAACUAGUAUAGAAAUGGCGGCAUUGAGUCAAGUAUGCAUGUUAACACUCAUUCUCUUGCUUGUUAAAUUUUAUCUUGUCCAUGGAAAGGAGGCAAGAUCCGUGACCUACGAUGGACGGUCUUUGAUCAUCCAAGGUUCCAGGGAGCUCCUUUUCUCGGGUUCUAUUCAUUAUCCUCGUAGUCCUCCUGAGUUGUGGCCACAAAUUAUAAACAAGGCUAAGGAGGGAGGUUUGAAUGUCAUCUCGACUUAUGUUUUCUGGAACCUUCACGAGCCUAUUCAAGGCCAGUUCAAUUUUGAGGGGAACAAUGACGUGGUGAAAUUCAUCAAAUUGAUUGACGAGCUAGGCUUAUAUGCAAUUCUUAGAAUUGGCCCUUACAUCGAAGCCGAGUGGAAUCAUGGUGGAUUUCCAUACUGGUUAAGGGAAGUCCCAAAUAUUACAUUCCGUACUGAUAACGAACCAUUCAAGCACCACAUGAAAAAAUAUGCCACGAUGAUCAUAGAAAUGAUGAAAAAGGAGAAAUUGUUUGCUACUCAAGGAGGACCCAUCAUUUUGUCACAGAUUGAAAAUGAGUACAACAAUAUUCAGUUAGCAUAUAGGGAGUCCGGUUUGCGAUACAUUCAGUGGGCAGCAAAUAUGGCUGUAAGUCUACAGACAGGAGUCCCAUGGAUCAUGUGCAAACAGAAGGAUGCCCCUGAUCCAGUGAUCAAUACAUGCAAUGGGAGGCACUGUGGAGAUACUUUCAGUGGCCCAAAUGGGGCCAAUAAGCCUUAUCUCUGGACUGAGAAUUGGACUGCCCAGUAUAGAGUAUUUGGAGAUCCACCGUCUCAAAGAGCAGCAGAAGAUAUUGCAUUUUCAGUUGCUCGCUUCUUCUCAAAAGAUGGAACUCUCACGAAUUAUUAUAUGUACUACGGUGGGACAAAUUUUGGCAGAACAAGUUCAUCUUUUGUGACAACUCGUUACUACGAUGAAGCUCCUCUUGAUGAAUUUGGUCUACCGAGGGAACCUAAAUUCAGUCACCUUAGGGACUUGCAUAGGGCUUUGAGAUUGUCCAAGAAGCCUUUGCUUUGGGGAGUUACUAAUGUCCAAAAGAUUAGUGUGGAUCUAGAGAUUCGAACAUAUGAGAAGCCUGGAACUGAUAUUUGUGCAGCGUUUUUGAACAACAACCAUUCCAAGAUACCAGGAACUAUUAAAUUCAGGGGUAAGGACUAUUACCUUCCCCCGAAAUCCAUUAGCAUCCUUCCUGAUUGCAAGACAGUGGUUUUCAACACUCAAACGAUUGUUUCGCAACAUAAUGCAAGGAAUUUCCAUCCAUCAAAGAAUGCACAAAAUCUUAAAUGGGAAAUGUCACAAGAAAGUAUUCCAAACAUACACCAAUUACCACUAAAAAGCAAGUCUCCAUUGGAGCUCUAUAGCUUGACUAAAGAUACCUCAGACUAUGCUUGGUACAGCACCAGCAUACGUUUUGAUCGCCGUGACUUACCAAUGCGUUCUGAUAUUAACCCAGUCCUACAAAUAGCAAACCUUGGCCACUCAAUGGUUGCAUUUGUAAAUGGUGAAUAUAUAGGAUUUGGACAUGGAAGCAACAUAGAGAAGAGCUUUGUCUUCACAAAGUCCGUAGUUUUGAAGCCAGGAUUUAAUCACAUAUCACUAUUGGGCGCUACAGUGGGAUUCCCGAAUAGCGGAGCCAACAUGGAGAAGAGGUUUGCUGGGGUUCGUGCUGUAACAAUCCAAGGUUUGAAUGCUGGAACCCUCGAUGUGACCAACAACUACUGGGGGCAUGAGGUCGGUAUAAAGGGAGAAAAGCUCCAGGUAUACACAGAGGAAGGAUUGAGUAAGGUAAAAUGGAGUCAGGCAAAAGAAUCAGGAAUAGGACCACCUGUGACAUGGUACAAGACGUACUUUGAUGCUCCUGAAGGCAACAAUCCUGUUGCUCUGCGGCUAAGCAGCAUGGGCAAAGGAAUGGCUUGGGUCAAUGGCAAAAGCAUUGGUCGUUACUGGACGAAUUACCUCUCACCUCUUGGACAACCAGCUCAAUCAGAGUACCACGUUCCAAGAGCCUUCUUGAAGCCGGGAAAGAACCUCCUAGUUCUAUUUGAGGAAUCUGGGGGGAAACCAGAAGGAGUUGAGGUCAUACUUGUGAACAGAGAUACAAUAUGCAGCUUCAUAACCGAGUAUCAUCCGCCCAAUGUUGCGUCAUGGGUAAAGAAUGGAGACAAGAUGCAACUUACAGUUGAUGAGUUGAGUUCGGGAGCUCAGUUAACCUGUCCUGACGGCAAAAUGAUCAAGGUAGUAGAUUUUGCGAGCUUUGGUGACCCAGAUGGCGCAUGUGGGAGCUUUUUUGAGGGAAAAUGCACUUCUCCUAAUAGCAAGGAAGUUGUUGAGAAAUAUUGCUUAGGAAAGAAUAGCUGUUUCAUUCCAAUAAAAAGAGAACUUUUCGACGACAAGAGCGAGGCUAAGUGCCCCAACAUCCCAAAGACACUGGCUGUUCAAGUAAGGUGCGGUCGCAACAAAUCAGAUUAGAGAACUUAAGAUGUAGUAGUUGGUUAAUAGUGUUGUUGUGUGCUUCAGAGAUUCAAGUUUUGUUUUUAUUAUUUUCUUCGGAUUUCAUGGUAAUGCCAUUGGCAUUAUGAUGAUUGAUUUAGUCCUUGGAGUGGUGCUGCUACUUUUUUCAUUUUCUCUUCUUCACAAACAAAAAUGGGAAAAUAAAGAUCUAAACUUUUCAUUUCCUGUAGAAAUUUUGGAAAGUGAUCAAACUGUUUGAUAAAUUGCUUUUAGUAACUGAUGGAGUUGUCAUUUGUCUAAUACUCAAGGUGGUAAGUAAAAUGAGCAGUUUUUCCA
Messenger RNA from Camellia sinensis, 3011 nucleotides. Its product is annotated as beta-galactosidase 13. Gene Ontology annotation, biological process: carbohydrate metabolic process. Gene Ontology annotation, molecular function: hydrolase activity, hydrolyzing O-glycosyl compounds; carbohydrate binding. The record is from RefSeq and is a predicted model, not a curated record. NCBI's taxonomy places the organism in Eukaryota, Viridiplantae, Streptophyta, Magnoliopsida, Ericales, Theaceae.